Messenger RNA from Candidozyma haemuli, 669 nucleotides. RefSeq names its product mitochondrial 54S ribosomal protein uL6m (gene MRPL6). The record is from RefSeq and is a predicted model, not a curated record. Gene Ontology annotation, cellular component: ribosome; mitochondrial large ribosomal subunit. The transcript has a single exon. Gene Ontology annotation, biological process: translation. NCBI's taxonomy places the organism in Eukaryota, Fungi, Ascomycota, Pichiomycetes, Serinales, Metschnikowiaceae. Bases 1 to 669 code for a protein of 222 amino acids. Gene Ontology annotation, molecular function: structural constituent of ribosome; rRNA binding.
AUGAUGAACAGGUGGAACAUCUUGGCCAGAAGCAUAAGGCUGUUUUCCAGCAGCAGGCCACAAUUUUCCUUUGUUGGCGUUUCCCCUGUCCGUUUGGUAGAGGGCGUUCAGGUCAGCACAGAACAGAUUCCUCCAGAGUUCUGCAAAUCGUUCGUUAAGGGCAAACAGAGAUUCAUGCUAGAUCAGAAUAUCGUCGUCAAGGGACCAAAGGGUCAGUUGAAAACUCUUGUACCUAGUUUUGUCAAGGUCGAGCAAAAUGAAGACUUGAUCACAGUCCUGGUUGAUGAUCCAACCGACAAGGUCCAGAGAUCCAUGUGGGGCACAUCCAGAGCAAUUAUUCACAACAACGUCAUUGGUACUUCCGAGGGACACUUGGCCAUUGUCAAGUUCGUCGGUGUCGGUUACAGAGCCCUUUUGGAGGAGGAGAAUGGAACACAGAUUGUCGGAUUGAAGGUCGGAUACCCAUACACGCCCAAGUACAAAGUGCCUAGUGCCUUGAAAGCAUCCUUACCGUCCCCAGCACGUCUUUUAAUUGAAGGUAUCGACAAGCAGCAGGUGAAGUUGUUUGCAGCCAGAAUCAGAGAGUUCAAGAAGCCUGAGCCAUAUAAGGGUAAGGGUCUCUAUGUUGACGACGAGACGAUUAGACUUAAGCAAAAGAAGAUCAAAUAG